Gastrolobium bilobum is the source of this 519-nucleotide messenger RNA. RefSeq lists its product as uncharacterized. The coding region runs from base 1 to 519 and encodes 172 amino acids. The transcript has a single exon. Lineage: Eukaryota; Viridiplantae; Streptophyta; Magnoliopsida; Fabales; Fabaceae. The record is from RefSeq and is a predicted model, not a curated record.
AUGAAGGACUUGUUGUCAAGAAAACAUAAGCUGCGGGAGUGCCAAACAGUAACACUCACUGAAGAGUGUAGUCCCAUCAUACAAAAGAAGUUUCCACCCAAACUCAGUGAUCCAGGAAGCUUCAAUAUUCAAAUUGCUAUUGGUAACACUGAUGUUGGCAGAGCACUAUGUGAUCUUGGGGCAAGUAUUAAUCUGAUGCCAUUAUCUGUUUGCAAAUCUCUGGGAAUUACUGAGUUAAAACCCACUAUGGUUUCUCUACAACUUGCUGAUAGAUCUUUGAGGAGACCAAGUGGUAUUAUUGAAGAUGUGCUUGUUAAGGUGGAGAAGUUCAUCUUCCCAGCUGAUUUUGUGGUAUUAGACAUGGAAGAGGGUACUGAAAUGCCUAUAUUAUUGGGAAGACCUUUCUUGGCUACUGCUCGAGCCAUGAUUGAUGUUGAGAAUGGCAGGUUAGAGUUAAGAAUGAAUGAUGAGACCAUCACCAUCAAUGUUUUGUACGCUGGUGUUUUGAACUGUUUUUGA